Molecule: messenger RNA, 3445 nt
Organism: Saccoglossus kowalevskii
Lineage: Eukaryota; Metazoa; Hemichordata; Enteropneusta; Harrimaniidae
Product: PDZ domain-containing protein 7-like
Cellular component (GO): plasma membrane; cilium; stereocilia ankle link complex
Molecular function (GO): protein binding
Source: RefSeq, a predicted model, not a curated record
UCAUAAAAUGGCGCAUCCGAUGAUGCCUCCUCAAACUAUAUACACUAAUUCGCAUAGUGUGGAUAACUAUAAUGGUAGUGUACAUGUAUCAAGACAAUAUUCUGGUGUUGCACAUACUAAACCAUAUACUGGUACAUCAUUGCUGGUACCUCAGGGUGUCCAGUACGUUGUGCCAAGCCACAGUAGAAGAUCACAAGAUGUUAUUCCUGUAAGACAAGAGGAGUUAUCAACGUAUCCAGGUGCCAAUUACAAUGGUUAUUCUGCUGAGAAAGGUACGCUUCAUGUAAUUACUAUAAACAAAGACAGCGACAGUUUAGGAUUUAGUAUACGUGGUGGUUCUGAACACGGUUUAGGAAUCUUUGUUAGUCAGAUUGAUGAAGACUCAGUGGCAGAUCGUAAUGGUCUUGAAGUUGGUGAUCAGAUUUUAGAAGUGAACAGUGUAGGGUUUGAUAACAUCGCCACAAGCAGUGCUGUUAUGGUGUUACAGGGUAGCACUACUCUUAGAAUGUUAAUCCGCCGCACCGGAAAAGUACCAGGUUUUAAAUUUUCAAGAGAAAAGACUUCUUGGUACGAUACACUAAGAAAAACUAUUGUGAAAGAUCAGCGUAAAGAUGAAAACCGACCACCGGCACCGAAUAAAAGUCAUCUACAUAUGCUAAGUGGUACAGGUGAAAGGAGAGUUCAUCUAAAUGUGGGUGAUAAUCAGUUGUUAGGACUUAAUAUCCGCGGUGGUAGUGAAUAUGGACUGGGUAUCUACGUAUCAAGAGUUGACCCUGGUGGCCCAGCGGAGGCGAGUGGUAUAAGAGUCGGUGACCUCAUCCUGGACGUCAAUGGCCUUUUAUUUGAAAACAUCACUCAUUCUGAAGCUGUGAAUUAUCUUAAAAGUCAGAAACAGCUGAUUUUGACAAUAAAGGAUGUAAACAAAUAUCCUGCUUACAAAGAAAUGGUUGCAGAGUAUAGCUGGAUGGAUGGUGAAUCCAAAAAACUGACAAGAAUCUUCAGGCCGCAUACAGCUCCCUCUUCUGCUAAUACCAGCCAUGUCUACCAAUACCAAAAUGGUCCCAUGGAUGCAGUUCCUGUAGAUACAGCGCAGCAUUUCUCACAAUCUGUUGACCAUGGGCAGCAUCAUACAAAACUUGUACACUCAGCACCAACACGAAAAAUAACAGAAACAAAGACUACAGCUGAACAACGAAGUGAUCACCAUCACAGUAAACAGAAAGGUUCCGGCAUAUUGACUGUACUCAAAGGAAACAAGACUUCUAAUAAUGUGUCUAGAUCACAGAGUUUGAAUAUGAAAUACAACCCUGACGAUUUAGCAGCCAAACAAUUUUAUAAUGAGGAGAAGAGGGGACACAAAGUGAAGCGGUCUCGCUCGAUCAAGGAUAUAAUCUUCCGCCGCUCCAAAGAUAAAACUGAGAAACACAAAGUGGGAUCGCAAGGUGCCAGCAAUUCUAAAUCAAAGACAAGACUAGGACUGGGUAGUUUGAAGGCAUCACAACCUACAAGUACUGUACCCCAUACUACCACUACCACGACUGUUUCUGUUUCUGCUGUGAAUGGUAAUGGAGUUAGUAGAGAAUUGUUGGGACCUGCUAGAGCUAUGCGAGAGUCUAAUGGUAAUGGUGGAAUGAGACCUAUGAGGCACGAGAGCACGGCGUCAAAAGAUUCAUAUGGUAGUAUUGGUAAAAAGAAGGGUGUGUUUGUACACGGUGCUGGCACACAGAUAAUGUUACAGCAAGCAUCUAGGCAGCACGCAAUACCUGCGAUAGAAGAUAGAGCUAGACGAAUAUUAAAGAAUGAUGAUGAAGUCGCUGCGAUUAUUAGACAUGUUAGAAGGUACAUGGUGGAAGGGGACAUAUCAAUGUUAGUGCAACCGCUGUUAGCAAUAUUAGAUAGACCAGAGAAAGUCGUACUGCUCAAAGAUAUUCGGAGUGUUAUUUUACCAACCGAUAUUGGUCAGUUUGAUUCCUUGGUGUCAAGAUGGGAAAUUGAAGCAUAUGAAGAGCUACAUGAAAACAGUGCAGUCUAUGAACAAAUUAGUUCAAAUGAGCAUACUUUACAGAAUAGCGCUGAGAGAUUAAACACACAACCUAAACAAUUGCAGGAGGUUGCCAUGGUGAGAUCUGACGAUAAGUUGGAUAAAGAUCAAAAGCGCAGAGAGGAACUUGAACGUUUGAGGAGAGAAAGGCAAGCUGAGGUGAGGAGAAAGAAAGCAAUGAUGGAUCAAGAACCAGUGAAAGGUCUGGCAUAUAGCCACAUUCCUAUUAUUGGUCGGCCACAGACCAGGAGUCCAGUUACAAGUACACCGGAAUCAAGUCCAAAGACAGGACAUGAAAAAACGUCUGUGCAAUGCACGAGUAGCGACCAGGAAACAGACGAUUCAACAGGAAUUGUGUUAAUAAAAAAAGUUAAUAAUUCUGAAUACGACGGUGUCGUGCCAUUUAUCAAAGAGGAACAGACUGAUACAGGCAGUCAUAUAACAGAAGUUACGGUUACACCAAUUAGAGAAUUAGAUGUGGCAGCCAAUCACAGUGAGGAUGUGGAUGCUGCUGCUGAUAUGAUUAAAGCGUUGGAUUUGGAGAGCGAUGAUGAUAGUGAUUCUGAAUCGGAUUCUAGUGACAGCGAUAGCGGCACACGCAAAGGUAUUUAUCGGAUUAAUGAUGAUAUGGAAAGCGACAAUGAUGAUGGCAACACCACCAGUGAGAAUUUGCAAGGGGAAGUUGCGCUCACAACUAAUGGACAGCUUGAGUCUCCCAUAUCAUAUAAUGAAUAUUCACAAAUAGAUUUCUCAUCUGGUUCAUUAGCCAAUGAAAGCUCAAUGUCCAUUCAUCUGCCAAGUUCAUUAGAAUCAUCAGCCAAUAAGAGCCCAGAUUUCUUUACGCCAGCCAAUGAGAGCAUGCCAACUGAGGAGGACAUUGCAGCGCUCUAUGCCACUGUAGACAAGAGCAGGAAAAAGAAACCAAAAUUAUCAUCUCCCCGGGUUCAUAUCUCAUCUGUUGAGUUUGAUGAAAGUACACCACCACCGACGCCACCCAGAAAUGUUAAAGGCAUACUGAAAAAUAAAAAUGAAGUAAUUUUAAAUUAUGAUGAGCCAAGUCCAUUGCUUGAAAUCAUGGAAGCCACAUCUGCCAAUAAUUCACUACAAAACUCUACACCUCAGAUAGAAGUCACAGUAGAAUUGAAGAAAAAUAAAUCAUCAUUAGGUAUAAGUAUAUCUGGUGGGAAAGAUUCCAGAGACCAACCUGUUGUAAAAAUUGAAAGGGUAUUUGCAGGAGGAGCUGCUGCUGAUGAUGGCUUUCUUCAAGCUGGUUAUGAGGUAGUGUCAGUAGAUGGUAUAUCCUUACGAGAAAAAACCCAUCCUCAGGCGGUUGAUAUCAUCAGACGAGCAUAUAACAAUAAAACAAAGAGUGUCAUGGAGAUGGUCGUCAUGCCAACCAGUUGA